AAGAUAAGAAGCAUUGGAGAAACAAGGUAUCCCUUUCUUUUCUUCAACUGUUACAGAGGUUUGAACACUAAGCAAAGCUGCACUCUUUCUCUUUUUCUCUCUCUGAAAAGUCCCAAUCUAAUCUUUUUAUCUUCCAACAUUCCCUCAACAGACCAAAAACCUCUCUCUGUUUCCCCUUAAAAGCUUUGCCCUUUUUCAUAUAUCUCUCUUUCUCUCCCACUUUUUAUUUUUUUUGAAUUUCUUUUGUUGUCUCCUAUUUUCUUGUCAAGACUCAAAGGGAGAGGUAACAAAUGUGGCAAAAGCAGCCUAAUAAUAAAUCUUCUUCCUUUAGAGAAUCUCUCAAAGCUCUUGAAGCUGAUAUACAGCAUGCUAAUACCCUGGCAGCUGCUAUUCCAGGAGAUUAUGGCGGGGAUCGUGUGCAAAUGAGAUUGUCAUACAGCCCUCUUGCCCCAUUCAUCCUUUUUUUGGUUGAAUGGAUGGAUUAUAGUUGUACAGAUGCCCUCCCUAGUUAUCUAGGGCUUCUCCACAUACUUGUAUACAAGGUUUAUGUUGAUGGAAUGCCGACAUUGUCAUCUAAAGAAAGGAAGGCCACACUAAGGGAAUUUUACGCUACUAUAUAUCCUUCACUUAGGUUGCUUGAAGGAGAGUUUAUUGAAUUGGAAGAUAAUCCUAGGAGAAGCCAAUGGACUGAAGCUUUCAGCAGAAAGAGAGUGGAAGACAAGAGGAAGCGAUCUGAUUACGACAUUGAGAGAGAUGAUGAAUGUGGGAUAUGCAUGGAAGAUAGUGCAAAGAUGGUACUCCCUAACUGCGGGCAUUCCUUGUGUAUUAGCUGCUUCCACGACUGGAACACAAGAUCUCAGUCCUGCCCGUUUUGUCGAGGGAGCCUUAAAAGAGUGAAGUCUUUAGAUUUAUGGGUUCUCAUUAAUAACAGUGAUAUAAUUGAUACGGUUACUAUUGCAAGAGAGAACUUGAGGCGUUUCUACCUUUACAUUGAGAAACUGCCUCUUUUAAUGCCAGAGACUCAUGCCAUUCUGUUUGAUUACAUGAUCUGACAUACAGAGAAAGAAUGUAGUCAAUCGUAGGUAUAACCGGCCACCAAUCGUACAUAGGAUAUAGUGUGGGAGACCUUUGAUCCUAUUCGCCGUUGCUGGUUGAGCAGUUAUUUAGUCUGCUGUAUAUAAUUAACUAAACACCGAUGGUUACCUUAUGAAGUUGGAACCAGUUGAUAAGGAGGCGAAGAUCGUCGCAAAAGUAGCUGGUACAAAAGCAAAGAUUAAGCACCUGGAAGUAUGUGGCAAAUAUAGAUGUAAAUAAAAAAAAAAGAUGAUAGAUAAAAGGUAUGCUUGGCAUUCAACUCAGCUUUUUGGAACCUGAGUGUUGGAAUGGAAAUACUAGAAAUUUGCAUGUUCAGAUUUCUGCUUACUAUCAACUGUUGUAUGAAAAAUAUUAUGAAUUAAAUGUAUUUCUAUAGUAUUUUUAUGACA
Ricinus communis (castor bean) is the source of this 1484-nucleotide messenger RNA. RefSeq names its product E3 ubiquitin-protein ligase AIRP2. The coding region runs from base 291 to 1052 and encodes 253 amino acids. Gene Ontology annotation, biological process: protein ubiquitination. The transcript has 5 exons. The record is from RefSeq and is a predicted model, not a curated record. Gene Ontology annotation, molecular function: ubiquitin protein ligase activity. Lineage: Eukaryota; Viridiplantae; Streptophyta; Magnoliopsida; Malpighiales; Euphorbiaceae.